This is a messenger RNA of Chenopodium quinoa (quinoa), 1195 nucleotides long. RefSeq lists its product as uncharacterized. The record is from RefSeq and is a predicted model, not a curated record. Bases 668 to 1021 code for a protein of 117 amino acids. The transcript is spliced from 6 exons. Lineage: Eukaryota; Viridiplantae; Streptophyta; Magnoliopsida; Caryophyllales; Amaranthaceae.
CUCAGAAAAAAGGCUGAGAGUAUUUAGGGCAAACAAGGAGAGAGAAACCUAUAGAGAGAAAGUAUGUCUUCCUUCAACAACGAUGGCGACGAGCUCAAAACCACCGAUCAUCGAUCCCUUUGACAAUGGUUAUCGGGCUUCGAUUAUUCUCAGUGUUUCGAUUUUUCCGAUUUCGGCGAUGGACAUGAAGGUUGUUUUGUUUAAUCCUGGGCUUGCGGUUGCUAAGGUUACGGUUGUGGAAGAUGAUUUUCCGAUCUCCAAGGUAUAAUUAUCUCUCUUCUCUCCUUCUUGUUCUAAUUGAUCCAAUUUUCAUCUCUUUUCUUCAAUUAGAUUUUACCUUUUAUAUCUGAAUGUUGACUACUUUUUUGUUUGUUUAUUUCUCCUUUUAUUUUCCCCUUUUUUUUCUCUAUUUUCGCUCUAAAAUAAGCGAAAGGAGAAGAUGGAGCAAGGUUUGGUGGACUCGAGUUUGAGGCGAAUAUACUCAGUUGCCAAAAUUUUGUUUCUGGGUUUUCCUGCUGGAAUUGGCUUUUCAUAUUUCGACACUACAUCUGAUUUGAUAUCUCAUGGAGACAAAAGAACAGCUUAGGACUCCUUGAAGUUUCUGCUGGAUUGGAUCAAACGGUUCCCACACUAUAAGCGGAGAGAAUUUACAUUUUAGGAGAGAGCUAUGGAGCAGCUUGACAGGUUAUUUGUUGAUUCUACGAUGCCGUUAUCUCUGAUCUCCAGCCCAGCCCUGAUACAACUGAGUUGUAGUUCUCGGUGUCUUGCCUGCUCGCCCUGCUUCGUUGAGUUCCAGGGGAAAAAGAGGAGGAGAUCGAGAAGAUCAAAGAUAAUCUCAGAGAAGUUCUCAAGCACUGUGCUCAAAUGCUUUCAGAGCUCCGAACUUCAUAAGUAUCUUGAACUCUGCCCAAGUGUAGCAGUUGGCAUUGGUGGUGGAUUUGACCUCCUUGUCUUGUUCAUGGUUAUUGGAGCGGUUUCAGCUGUUGUUUGGAGGUUACUUAGACCCAGCUGUUGUUUGUAGAUGAUUAUUAGAGCAGAAGAUAGCCAACCAAAGGACUAUGUGAAGUUAAUGUAUUUGUGUCUAACUAAUGUUUUUCUACUCAAAUAGGCAAAUUACAUUGUAUGCAGGUGUAAUUAUUCCUGAAAUCCGAUUAUUAUCCAAAGAUUAUAAAAUACGAGUAUUGUUUUAAUUCCA